CGUACAAUUGUGUUCUUGUUCGCACACGUUCGUUAUUGAUCGUUACGUUUCUCAAUAAAUUGUUAAGACGUUCAAAAUCGUAUAAUUAAGAACACUCGCUAGUCUGUACGUUGCACAAUAUCCUCAUACUUCAUUUCUCUCGACCAUCGUAAUCCUCUUUUGGUUUAUCGUGUGCUAAUGCGUGGUAUUUCAGAAAGCUCUCCUACUCGCGCAAUGGCGGAGGAUUUGGAUGUCGAGGCGAUGCUGGAGGCGCCAUACAAAAAAGGGAUGGAGCAGGACUCCUCAUCCAAAGACAAAUCUUCCAAGGAGAAUGGGUCUAGCCGCAAAUCGUCUGGGAAGAGCAAACAUCGUUCUCGUUCCCGUUCUCGAUCGCGAGACCGCAGGGAGAAAGAUCGUCGCGAUCGCGAUAGAGACAGAGAUAAAGAUCGUGACAGAGAUCGCGAUCGUGGUGAUCGUCGACGCAGAUCAAGAUCGAGAGAUCGAAGAGACCGUGACAGAGACAGAGACAAUGACAGAGAUAAUAGGGAUCGACGGGAUAGAGAUCGGGAUCGAGAUAGAAGAAGAAAACGAUCGCUUACACCGAUUACACUUCCCCGAGCAAGACCACCAUUUGGAAAAGGUGUCAGUCCCCUUGGGAUUAGAAACGAUGAGUUGACGCCAGAAGAGCGCGAUGCUCGUACAGUAUUUUGUAUGCAACUAAGUCAGCGCAUACGUGCACGCGAUUUAGAAGAAUUCUUCUCUAGUGUUGGUAAAGUUCAAGAUGUCCGACUUAUUACUUGCAACAAGACAAGGAGGUUUAAGGGUAUAGCGUAUGUUGAGUUCAAAGAUCCGGAAAGCGUUACACUGGCACUCGGAUUAUCGGGUCAAAAGUUAUUGGGUGUUCCUAUAGUAGUACAACACACUCAAGCUGAAAAGAAUCGUAUGGGCAAUUCAAUGCCAAAUCUUAUGCCAAAGGGUCAGACAGGACCAAUGAGAUUAUACGUUGGAUCUCUUCAUUUUAAUAUUACAGAAGACAUGCUUCGUGGUAUUUUCGAACCUUUUGGGAAAAUUGACAAUAUUCAAUUAAUUAUGGAUCCAGAAACUGGUAGAAGCAAAGGCUAUGGAUUUUUAACCUUUAGAAAUGCCGACGACGCGAAAAAAGCUUUAGAACAAUUGAACGGUUUUGAACUUGCUGGGAGACCUAUGAAAGUUGGUAACGUCACAGAACGUACAGAUUUAAUACAGGGACCAUCGCUUCUCGAUACAGACGAAUUGGAUCGAAGCGGUAUUGACCUUGGUGCUACUGGAAGGUUACAACUGAUGUUCAAAUUGGCCGAAGGAACCGGUCUUGAAAUUCCUCCCGCAGCUGCGAACGCGUUGAACAUGGCUCCUGUUAUGUCGACUCCACAACCACCCCCACAAGCUGCCCCGCCUAUAGCAACACAAUGUUUUAUGUUGUCGAACAUGUUCGAUCCACAAAACGAGACGAAUCCAAAUUGGGCAAAAGAGAUUCGCGACGAUGUGAUCGAGGAAUGUAAUAAGCAUGGUGGCGUGUUACACGUCUACGUGGAUCAAGCCUCUCCUCAAGGCAACGUUUAUGUCAAGUGUCCAUCAAUUGCGACGGCGGUAGCGGCCGUUAAUUCGUUACAUGGUCGAUGGUUUGCGGGACGAGUAAUAACGGCCGCGUACGUACCAGUUGUGAACUAUCAUUCGCUAUUUCCGGACGCGAUGACCGCGUUACAGUUACUGGUUCCAAGCGCGCCAAGAAGAGGAAUGUGAUCCUAAAAGCCGUUGUGAGAGGCGAGUUACGAAUGUAUAAAUUCUUAUAGUAUUAUGUUUUUUCUUACCGAUUUUAGAGAAAAGAACUGUUAUUAUUAUAACACGUAAUCACUUUGACACAUCAUUUCAAGUCGCUGUUCGAAUUAUCAAUCGCGAAAGUACAGAACAAACGAGAGCAAUCCCGUGUACACGCAAACUCCUUCGAUAUUCGUAAGCGCAAUUGUUCUUUUUUACAUCGAAGCGAGAACAUAUGGUAAAUCAUCUGCAACGAGAAUCGAUCGUAUUUAUUCAAUAAAAAAUCCUCGGAAGCACUUUGUCGAACGUCAGUAAUCUUGACCAAUUAAUACACGACAACACCGGAGGUAUUGCCCUUGAUAUACAUGCUCUGGAUGGAUACACUUACACAGGGGUACGAAAUUUCCCCUUAAAAAUAGUUAUUUAUUAACACAGUACAAUGAUUUAAGAGUAUUACGUGUGUUGUGUUCACGUAUCGUUAUAUUUAACAGAUUCAGCGCAACCAACCGAAGGUAUACUGGGGCUUCAAUUGCCUUAUUUAUCAUCUAUAUUACAAAAGGGCGACGGAAAACUGUCUAUUAAACAAUUGCCUAUUGUCUAUUUCUUCGUAAAGUUGAACGAUUUUUGGCGCUUAACCCGUUAAAGCAAAAGCAAAUAUUAACGAUAAAGUGAAACCAUUGCGUAUGUUAAUGCAUAUAUUGUGGUGGAAUUUUCUUCACAAAUUUAUCGUAACGUCAAAACUCGCAGCAAAGGUUGUUUCUUUAGGAAAAACAUAGACUUGUUAUAUAUUGGUAAAAAAAACGCGUAAAAUAUUGCGAGAAUGAAAGAGAAGGGGUCUGCAGGCAACUAACAUUAUCGAUAAGAUUCUUCUUUCGUUUUGGUACAAUCGAUAAUAUGACAAAUAUUUUUAACAAUGUUAAUUUUCUUGAAACGGAUACAAACUGACGCGAAGCUAAUGUUCAGGGCACUAAUUUACGCGCGUACUUACUAUUUCUGUGUAUUUAUUAUAUACACAAUUACAUAAUGGCCUUCGUUUUAAUCAUAAAAUGUCUGCAAACUUGUCCUUAACAUUGUGAAAUUAUUUAUUUAUUUAGAUAAAUAAAUUAUUCACGAAUGUUUUUAAUUAUAAGGAAGCAAUUUAAAUGAUUAAUAUAGAGGUGUUCGUGUUAGAAAAUACGCAUAGUAUACAUUUUCAAAUUCAUAUUUACAACGCUUACACAUGGGAGUUUCUAAUGUCAUAAAAUAUUAACGAAUUGUCGGUCCGGAGCUCGUUGCUGUGUUACAACUGCCUGUAGAAACACGAAGCGUGAAAAAGAUUUCGUAAAUAAAUUUGUCAAAUUAACAUGCUUUCGUUAUUCCUGCAGACCUCUAUUUACUUGAGAAUCAAAUACGAUAAUCUGUAUAAAGUGUUUUGUAAAUUAACACGAACUGUUCGUAGAUAUAAACAAUGCUGUAACUUCGUAUUAUUGAAACGUGGGUGUACACUUCGAUAAUUAUAAAAGUAAAAUUAAUGUGAUACGUUAUGUGGAUAUGAAAUCCUCCUCUAGUAUACAUAUUGUAAAUGCGCAAACAUACUUCUCUGACAUUUGUUCGUUCAUACACGUGAU
This is a messenger RNA of Colletes gigas, 3380 nucleotides long. It is a transcript of the gene Caper, whose product is annotated as RNA-binding protein 39. Gene Ontology annotation, molecular function: RNA binding. Gene Ontology annotation, cellular component: nucleus. Lineage: Eukaryota; Metazoa; Arthropoda; Insecta; Hymenoptera; Colletidae. Gene Ontology annotation, biological process: mRNA processing. The record is from RefSeq and is a predicted model, not a curated record. The coding region runs from base 178 to 1758 and encodes 526 amino acids. The transcript is spliced from 9 exons.